AUGGGAUUGUCCACAUUCACUGAAACUUCCAAUAAAGUGGGUAGCGAGGGAAGCGAGCGGAUCCCAGUCGGCCCGGGGUUCAGCUCCCACGGGCCGCCGCCCACCCAGCGCCGGGGCGAGGGAGGAAGCGCGCCGGACGGAGGGCACGGCGACCGGCGGAGGAGGAAAGCCAGCCUUUCCUCCCUGGGCCCGGCGCCGGCCGCGGCCGGGGAACCUGCAGAGGGCGGCUUCUCUCCUCUUUUCCUGUCCCACCCAUCGGCCGGCCCCCACCCCACCCCGCCGCCGGCCUCCCCGGGGCUCCGGCGCCGCGUCCCGGCGGGAGUGCGGCCCCGCGGCCCGCCCCCUCGGCUCCCAGGACGCGCGGAGCGGCGCCGGCCCCGCCGCGGCCCGUCCGACUGGAAAGGUGAGCACGCGGGGCGGGCGCGGCGGCGCCCACACUCCGCGCCGCACCCCGGCCCGGAGGAACCGAAACCGGAGCGGCCGAGCGCGGCCCCGGCCGAGGCCCGGAGCGCAGCGCGGCGCACGGGGAGCCGGUAA
Molecule: messenger RNA, 537 nt
Organism: Pipistrellus nathusii (Nathusius's pipistrelle)
Lineage: Eukaryota; Metazoa; Chordata; Mammalia; Chiroptera; Vespertilionidae
Source: the annotation of a GenBank genome assembly